Schizosaccharomyces osmophilus is the source of this 729-nucleotide messenger RNA. It is a transcript of the gene pno1, whose product is annotated as KH domain RNA-binding protein Pno1. Gene Ontology annotation, molecular function: RNA binding. Gene Ontology annotation, cellular component: nucleolus. The transcript is spliced from 2 exons. Lineage: Eukaryota; Fungi; Ascomycota; Schizosaccharomycetes; Schizosaccharomycetales; Schizosaccharomycetaceae. The coding region runs from base 1 to 729 and encodes 242 amino acids. The record is from RefSeq and is a predicted model, not a curated record.
AUGCUGGCACCUACGGCGGCCGUAAACGGCAUUCCUCCAAAAGGAAAUGAAGACGAUGUGAUGAUUGAUACAACCGGCAACACAAAUGAAGUUACUGAAACAAGAGGCGACAGCACAAUGGACAUUGAAGGUGCUCCUAAAUUCGCACCUGUACAGCCAAAAACAGAAAAAAAGCGUAGCUUGAAGCCUCAAACGAGGAAGGUUCCUAUUCCUCCUCACAGAAUGACUCCUCUUCGAAAUGUAUGGCCCAAGCUUUAUCCACCUUUGGUUGAGCAUUUAUUCCUUCAAGUUCGUAUGAACGUUAAAGCUAGAGCAGUGGAAUUACGCGAAAGCAAGGCUACGAAUGAUCCUGGCGCCUUGCAAAAGGGAAUGGAUUUUGUGCAAGCAUUUGCCCUCGGUUUUGACGUUGACGAUGCAAUCGCUCUCUUGCGUCUAGAUGAUUUAUAUAUUGACACCUUUGAAAUCAAGGAUGUGAAAACUUUGCAGGGUGAUCACUUGAGUCGUGCCAUUGGUCGUAUUGCUGGACAAGCAGGAAAAACCAAGUUUGCUAUCGAAAAUGCUUCUCGUACAAGAAUUGUGUUGGCAGAUAGCAAAAUUCACAUUUUAGGCGGUUACAGCAAUCUUCGUAUUGCCAAGGAUGCAAUCGUCUCCUUAAUUCUCGGUUCUCCUCCUGGUAAAGUGUAUGCUAAUCUACGGAGUGCCGCUGCUCGAGCUAAAGAGCGUUUUUAA